Myxocyprinus asiaticus (Chinese sucker) is the source of this 1263-nucleotide messenger RNA. RefSeq names its product phospholipid phosphatase 4 (gene plpp4). Gene Ontology annotation, molecular function: phosphatidate phosphatase activity. The coding region runs from base 101 to 961 and encodes 286 amino acids. The record is from RefSeq and is a predicted model, not a curated record. The transcript has 7 exons. Lineage: Eukaryota; Metazoa; Chordata; Actinopteri; Cypriniformes; Catostomidae. Gene Ontology annotation, biological process: phospholipid metabolic process.
CAGACUCCAAAGUGUGUCGCGUCUUUAGGGCAACGGUGGACUACCGCUGACUUCCCAGGUUUCUGGUUUCAUUCAGACACAAUUGGAUUGUGUGAAAACCAUGAAGAUGUCUCCGCCAGACCGGAGGAAAUACAUGCGUGAUCUGACGGUCGAGAUCGGCAUAAGAGUGCUGCUCUUUGGAGUUUUUGUGUUCACAGAGUUCCUGGAGCCCUUUGAGAGAGUCAUCCAGCUUGAAGAACUGUGGCUCUAUAAGAAUCCACUGGUGGAAUCAGAUCACAUCCCCAAGAGAGUCAUGUUCACAAUUUCAUUCCUCACCCCAUUGGCUGUGAUAUUUGUGGUGAAGAUUAUACAGAGGACAGACAAGACAGAAAUUAAAGAGGCUUGUUUAGCGGUAUCUCUUGCUCUAGCUUUGAAUGGUGUCUUCACAAAUACCAUCAAGUUGAUAGUUGGCAGGCCCAGGCCAGACUAUUUCCACCGCUGUUUCCCUGACGGUCAGAUGAAUGUUAAGAUGUUGUGCACUGGAGAGCCAGACCUGGUGUCUGAAGGGCGGAAAAGUUUUCCCAGCAGCCAUUCCUCCUUUGCUUUCUCUGGUCUGGGCUUUACCUCAUUCUACUUGGCGGGCAAGCUGCAGUGCUUCACAGACAGUGGACGUGGGCGCAGUUGGCGUCUAUGUGCCGUGGUUCUGCCUCUGUAUAGUGCCAUGAUGAUCGCCCUGUCCCGCACCUGCGACUACAAACAUCACUGGCAAGAUGCAUUUGUUGGUGGAGUGAUCGGCCUGCUCUUCGCCUACAUCUGUUAUCGGCAGCACUACCCGCCGUUCCUGCACAUAGACUGUCAUCUGCCUUAUGCCAGCCUGACUGCAGCUGCUGCUCAGAACAUCCCCCCCGCCCAGGAUCAACUUCAGCCCACUGACAAUGCCACCAGCCUGCCCCUGGAGGGCAUGACAGAGGGUCCCGUAUGACUAAUAGAGACUACCAGAGCCUCACCACCCCCUGACACCCACCCACACCACUGUAGUAUUAACCACACUUGACUGACACUUUGACAUUCCAGUGAGUUGCACCACUCCAUUUCCCUUUGUUUUCUUUUUUACCUCCUGGAAAAACUGUGCUGGAGCCCUGUUCAUUAUGCACCAAUUGGUUUUACAGAAUGAGUUACUGUGAGGGAAAUUCACUAAUGUUAGAUCUUCUUGUAUUUGGCUGACCAGAUAUCGGGUGGCUCUCCAAUGUAUCAGAGUUCUUCUAAUACAUAAAGAAGAGUAAA